CUGGACAUGGAUCACCUGCUGCUGCUGCUCCUGCUGUGGAGCUCAGGAGUCACGACUGAAGGAGGACAAAGUUCAACAGAGCACGAUUAUGUCAGGUUGGUGGGAGGAGCCAGUCACUGUGCAGGUACACUGGAGGUGAAACACCUGGGAGAAUCGAGACCAGUCAUUGGCUCUCUCUGGAACCUGAAGAAAGCAGCUGUUGUCUGUGAACAUCUGGACUGUGGCUCUGCUGCUUCUGUACGAGAGAGAAAGAAAACCUCCGACACAGCUGUGUGGAAAAUAAAUCCUAACUGUGUGCAGUCUGAACCUGAUAUGAAGUGUGCAGAAUCACAUAACUCUUCCUCGAGUCUGGACAUCACCUGUUCAGACUCUGUCAGGCUGCUGAACGGUUCCAGUCUGUGUUCAGGCAGACUGCAGGUGAAGUCUAACCAGAGAUGGUCCUCAGUGUGUGAAGAUGACUUUGACCUGCAGGAUGCAGAGGUGGUCUGCAGGGAGCUUGGCUGUGGGCCUCCUUCACUCCUCCAGGGGGCGCUCUAUGGAGAAGUGGAGGCUCCAGUGUGGAGCAGAGAGUUCCAGUGUGGAGGCCAUGAGUCUGCUCUCCUGGACUGUGGAAGCUCAGGCUCAGCCAGAAGCAGCUGCUCACCUGGCAAAGCUGUUGGACUCACCUGCUCAGAGCCUGUCAGGUUGGUGGGAGGAGCCAGUCGCUGCACAGGUACACUGGAGGUGAACCUUGGAGAAUGGAGACCAGUGGAUGGGUAUGACUGGACCCUGAAGCAAGCAGCUGUUGUCUGUGAACAUCUGGACUGUGGCUCUGCAGUUUAUGUAGGAGAGAGAAAGUCCUCAAAGAGAUCUGUGUGGGAGAUCAAACCUGACUGUGUUCAGGCUGGAGCUGCUCUGAGAGAGUGUGCACUAUUAUAUCAUAGUAACAAAAUCAGUUCCUUUAUGCUUGCAUCGACUCACGUCCUGGAUCUCACCUGUUCAGACUCUGUCAGGCUGCUGAACGGUUCCAGUCUGUGUUCAGGCAGACUGCAGGUGAAGUCUAACCAGAGAUGGUCCUCAGUGUGUGAAGAUGACUUUGACCUGCAGGAUGCAGAGGUGGUCUGUAGGGAGCUUGGCUGUGGGCCUCCUUUGCUCCUCCAGGGGGCGCUCUAUGGAGAAGUGGAGGCUCCAGUGUGGAGCAGAGAGUUCCAGUGUGGAGGCCAUGAGUCUGCUCUCCUGGACUGUGGAAGCUCAGGCUCAGCCAGAAGCAGCUGCUCACCUGGCAAAGCUGUUGGACUCACCUGCUCAGAGCCUGUCAGGUUGGUGGGAGGAGCCAGUCGCUGCACAGGUACACUGGAGGUGAAACACCUGGGAGAAUGGAGACGAGUGAUUGGCUCUGAUUGGACCCUGAAGCAAGCAGCUGUUGUCUGUGAACAUCUGGACUGUGGCUCUGCAGUUUAUGUAGGAGAGAGAGAGGAGUCCUCAGACAGAUCCAUGUGGGAGAUCAAACCUGACUGUGUUCAGGCUGGAGCUGCUCUGAGGGAGUGUGCAACAUCAGCUCUCACUUCCUCCAUCUUGGAUCUCACCUGCUCUGACUCUGUCAGGCUGCUGAACGGUUCCAGUCUGUGUUCAGGCAGACUGCAGGUGAAGUCUAACCAGAGAUGGUCCUCAGUGUGUGAAGAUGACUUUGACCUGCAGGAUGCAGAGGUGGUCUGUAGGGAGCUUGGCUGUGGGCCUCCUUUGCUCCUCCAGGGGGCGCUCUAUGGAGAAGUGGAGGCUCCAGUGUGGAGCAGAGAGUUCCAGUGUGGAGGCCAUGAGUCUGCUCUCCUGGACUGUGGAAGCUCAGGCUCAGCCAGAAGCAGCUGCUCACCUGGCAAAGCUGUUGGACUCACCUGCUCAGAGCCUGUCAGGUUGGUGGGAGGAGCCAGUCGCUGUGGAGGUACACUGGAGGUGAAGCAAUUGGAAGAAUGGAGACCAGUGGAUGGGUAUGACUGGACCCUGAAGGAAGCAGCUGUUGUCUGUGAACAUCUGGACUGUGGCUCUGCAGUUUAUGUAGGAGAGAGAAAGGAGUCCUCAGACAGAUCCAUGUGGGAGAUCAAACCUGACUGUGUUCAGUCUGGAGCUGCUCUGAGGGAGUGUGCAACAUCCUUUAUAUCUGUCUCCACCCUUGAUGUCACUUGCUCAGACCUGCUCAUUCAGCCAAUCAUCUCUGUGUCCUACUCCAUGGACGGGGUCUCCCAGGCCCAGCUGCAGGGGCUUCAGGUGUUUAGGGGCUCCAGCUUCACCAUCAGCUGCUCCACUCAGCCACAGUACCCUGGAGGCGCCUUCCAGCUCACCUUCACCUCCUCCAUCACGUCAUUCAACUACACCCAGCCAGCUGUUAAUCAUUCUUCACACUUCCUGUUUCCGGUCACAGAGCCCGCCCACCAAGGAAACUACAGCUGUGUUUAUCACGUCUACGUUUUCUCCCAUAACUUCUCCUCUGAGAGCCGUCAGCUGUCUGUGUCUGUCUCAGAUCAUCCAGAUCUCACAGGCUUCAUCAUCAGAGCGCUCGUCCUGCCACUGAUCCUGCUGUUGGAGAGCGUUGUUCUGUAUCUCUACUGUAAGACCAGCAGGGGGCAGAAGCUGGGCAGACGGGAGAACAACAAGCACCACAUCACCAACAAGUGGUAUACGGCUACUUGUUGUUAGGGUGUGGUGGUUAGAGAGCAAAUAAGAUGGGUGUGAGUUUAGCAGAAUUUUCAGAGCAUCUCCACCUAAUGGUUGUUCCCCCACGAAGACUGGAGCUAAUGCUCUGUUGUGUUGUACUGGAGGCUGAGAGGAGAAGGUUGCUGCCACGGCUAACACACACUGAGACUGUGGACUUGGAAGAUAACACCCAUGAUCCGCCCUUGGACCAACAAUGAUGAUGAACCAGUGCCACACUGCCAUGUUGAUGAUGGUGCCGGUCUGCUGCUUCCUCCAAUCAACUCAUCACAGCCCACUGAACAGUCCAUCAGAGAAUCUUUAACUGCCAACCACACCUGUCAGACCAGAUGUACUGUGGAAAACCCUUGAAAUGACAGAAACAAUCAACAUGAUUUUGUUCUCAUGCAUCUGUCUACAUGACCUUCUGUGGUUACCCACGAUUACAAAGGAGAGGAGCACAACAUUAUCCUGGGGCCCUGGAGAAGAGACGAGGCAGUUUUAAUGGCACUAAUACAGCAGCUGUGCCUCAGCAGAGCCAUAUGAUUGAAUUUUGUGAAUCUUUCUGACUUUGGAAAUUGAUUAUUUGUUAUAAUUGACAAAUGAAUUAAUUAUGACUCUUGAUUUUUUAUUCUGAAGAGAAUGUUUUUCGAACAUUAAAGUCCCAAAAUCCACGAAUCAAAAGGAGUCGAACCUGCACUUUAACCAACUUAUCACUGAACUCAGAGAAGGAGACUGGCCUUUCUCAUUUUCUAAAAGUUGUAUGUUACUGACCAAGAAUUUGACUUUUGAAUUAUAAUUUUGAUUCCUUAUUGGUUUAAAAUCUUUUGCUUUAUUGACUUUUAAUGAAGUGUUUUGCUAAUUUCAUGAGAGCGUUGCUUAUUUUCCACAAACAAAAUUAUUUUCUAAUAACAGAUAAUAAGAAAAUGUUACAA
Oreochromis aureus is the source of this 3599-nucleotide messenger RNA. RefSeq names its product scavenger receptor cysteine-rich type 1 protein M130-like. The record is from RefSeq and is a predicted model, not a curated record. NCBI's taxonomy places the organism in Eukaryota, Metazoa, Chordata, Actinopteri, Cichliformes, Cichlidae. The transcript is spliced from 12 exons. Gene Ontology annotation, cellular component: membrane. The coding region runs from base 7 to 2670 and encodes 887 amino acids.